AUGUUCAGGGGCGCUUGGAUGUGGCCCGGAAAAGACGCCGCCGCGCUGACUAUCUGCUGCUGCUGCUGCUGGGCUCCCAGGCCGAGCGACAAACCUUGCGCCGACUCCGAGCGGGCGCAGCGAUGGCGACUGUCCCUGGCGUCCCUGCUCUUCUUCACCGUGCUCCUCGCUGACCAUCUGUGGCUGUGCGCAGGGGCCCGGCCCCGGGCCAGGGAGCUGAGCAGCGCCAUGCGGCCACCCUGGGGGACCAACCGUGAGCGGCAGCCGGUGCCUCCUCGUGCGGUGCCGCCGCUGCCGCCGCCGUCCGGCGAGCCCAGUGCGCCCCCGGGCACCUGCGGUCCCAGAUCCGGCAAUCUGACCAAAGCCGCUCCCGCCGCCGGUCCCGGGCUGGACUGCGGCGGCAUCCCAGAGCCCACGGGGCUGGAUGCAGCUUGCACCAAAUUGCAAUCUUUGCAGAGACUUUUCGAACCGACUACCCCAGCCCCACCUCUGCGGCCCCCCGAUUCCCCUUCCCGUGCUCCGGCCGAGUUCCCCUCCGCCCAAAAAAACUUGCUCAAAGGCCACUUUCGGAACUUCACUCUCUCCUUUUGCGACACCUACACGGUCUGGGACUUGCUGCUGGGCAUGGACCGCCCCGACAGCCUGGACUGCAGCCUGGACACCCUGCUGGGGGACCUGCUGGCCGUGGUGGCCAGCCCGGGCUCCGGGGCCUGGGAGGUGUGUAGCAACUGUAUUGAGGCAUACCAGCGGCUCGACCGACAUGCUCAGGAAAAAUAUGACGAGUUCGACCUCGUGCUGCAUAAAUACUUACAGGCGGAAGAGUACUCAAUCCGGUCCUGCACAAAAGGCUGUAAGGCUGUCUACAAGGCCUGGCUGUGCUCAGAAUACUUCAGCGUGACCCAGCAGGAAUGCCAGCGCUGGGUGCCCUGCAAGCAGUACUGCCUGGAGGUGCAGACCCGGUGCCCCUUUAUGCUCCCUGACAAUGAAGAAAUGGUGUAUGGAGGGCUCCCUGGCUUUAUCUGUACAGGGUUGCUGGAUACUUCACCAAAGCGGCUGGAAAGCAAGUGCUGUGACGUGCAGUGGGUCUCCUGUGAGUCGGAAAAGAAGAAGUUCAAGGAGUCUGAGGCCCCCAAAACUCACCACCAGCAAUUUCACCACUCCUAUUUCCACCACUACCACCAACAGUACCGCCACUACCAUCCCCGCCAUGACCCCCCAGGCCGUAUCAGCCACAAGCCCUCCCUGCUGCCGGUCUCUGGGGGCUCCCGCCUCAGCCCCAGCAGGAUCCGGCUCUAUGUCUUUGUUCUCAUGCUCCUCCAUACCAUGGUGUCCUUCUCCAGCAACCAGAGUGGUGGGGGACUGGGGCUGGAGGCACUGCCUACCCUAGAUGAGGGCCUGACUCUGGAAGAGUGA
This is a messenger RNA of Pipistrellus nathusii (Nathusius's pipistrelle), 1413 nucleotides long. Lineage: Eukaryota; Metazoa; Chordata; Mammalia; Chiroptera; Vespertilionidae. The record is from the annotation of a GenBank genome assembly.